UAAUUGGUCAACUUGAUUCUUCUAGACUCUUUACUGUAAAUCAGCCAGUGUUCUUCCAUGACGCCCAGGCAACCCGCCAGUAACAAGGAUGGCCUAACCUUGCCCACGGGGCGCGACGUCACCAUGUUAAAGACAUUCUUGGUCUAUAAAGGAGACAUUCUAGUUUAUCUCCAAACAUUAUUUUAAAAAAUUUAGCUGGAAGAACAGAGCUGUUUGAGACCAAUCAAUUAAACCACAAAUGAACAAUGGCGCCGACGAAUGAAAGACAUAUGAACGAUACCUCUAGUAAGGCCUCAGCGAGCCCCGCGGAGCCCAAGGGGAAGCGGCCCCCAGUGCUUGUGGACGGGGUGACUCUGAACGGACCCACGCUGGACAUCCGGGAAGCAGAGAGCUUCCUCAGAGACGCCAUGCCCAUCAUCAUGGAGGAGGCCGUCUGGAAGGCUACUGACGUCAAGGAGAAGGUGUGCGAGUGGCGCUCUCCGGAGCAGCUGAAGGACCUAUUAGACCUAGAGCUGAGGGAAGGAGGCGAGGCACAUCCCCAGAUACUGCAGCGCUGUCGGGAUGCCAUCCGAUACAGUGUCAAGACCGGACAUCCUCUCUUCUUCAACCAGCUUUAUGCAGGCAUGGACCCUUAUUCACUAGUGGGCCGAUUCAUCACAGAAGCCAUCAACCCCAGUCUGUACACGUACGAGGUGGCUCCAGUGUUCCUGCUGACAGAGGAGGCGGUUCUGCAGAAGAUGAUUGAGAUCAUUGGAUGGCAGGAGGGAGGGGACGGCAUCUUCAGCCCAGGUGGCUCUGUGUCCAACAUGUAUGCUGUGAACGUGGCCAGGUACCACCACUGUCCUGAUGUGAAGGUGCUGGGCCUGUCUGCCUUGCCUAGACUGGUCAUGUUUACAUCUCAGGAGUGUCAUUACUCGGUUGCCAAAGCAGCGGCUUUCCUGGGAAUUGGCACCAACAAUGUUUAUGUGAUCCCGUCAGAUAAGAGAGGGAAGAUGAUUCCUGCGGAGUUUGAGAAGCAAGUACAGAGAGCCAAAGAUGAGGGAGCGUUGCCCUUCAUGGUGAACGCCACAGCGGGGACCACCGUACUAGGGGCCUUCGACCCGCUGGAGGAGAUAGCUGACAUCUGUGAACGACACAAUCUAUGGAUGCAUGUAGAUGCAUGUUGGGGAGGAGGAGCCCUGAUGUCUAAGAAACACAGAUACCUGCUGCAGGGCAUUCACAGAGCCAACUCAGUAGCAUGGAAUCCUCACAAGAUGCUGAUGGCUGGUCUACAGUGCUGUGCAUUCAUGGUUCGGGACAAAACGAAUCUUCUCCAGCGGUGUCACUCGGCCCAGGCCUCCUACCUCUUCCAGCAGGAUAAGUUCUAUGACGUCAGCUAUGACACGGGAGACAAGUCCAUUCAGUGCAGCCGCAAGCCCGACGCCUUCAAGUUCUGGCUGAUGUGGAAAGCCAUCGGCACCAAGGGUCUGGAAGAGAGAGUGGACAGAGCCCUCGCUAUGGCCAGAUAUCUGGCAGAGGAGAUCAAGAAGAGAGAUGGAUUCCGUCUUGUGAUGGAGCCGGAGUACACCAACGUCUGUUUCUGGUACAUUCCUCCCAGUCUGAGGGACAUGGCUGACGGACCCGAGUUCUGGAGAAAUGUCCAUGCGGUGGCGCCAGUGGUUAAGGAGCGCAUGAUGAAGAAGGGCUCUAUGAUGGUAGGCUACCAGCCCCAUGGAGACAAGGCUAACUUCUUCAGACAGAUCAUCAUUAGCCCUCAGGUCAGCAGAGAAGACAUGGACUUUCUGCUGGACCAAAUACACAGCCUGGGGAUGGACUUAUGAUCCCACGGGAAUACCUACAAAAUGGCACCCUAUUCCCUCAAUGAGCCCUGGUCAAAAGUAGUGCACUAUACAGGGAAUUUGGGUACCAUUUUGAACAAAACCCAAAUGGUCAUGUUCAGUAGGCACGAAACAGGAGAUCCUGUUUUGAAACUGAGUGAAACGGAAGAGGUGGUACCCCAACGUCCUAUAAGAAGUUUCCAAAUUUCCUAUAAGAAGUUUCCAAACCAUCCUAUAAGAAGUUUCCAAACCAUCCUAUAAGAAGUUUCCAAACCAUCCUAUAAGAAGUUUCCAACCCAUCCUAUAAGAAGUUUCCAAAACAUCCUAUAAGAAGUUUCCAAACAUCCUAUAAGAAGUUUCCAAACAUCCUAUAAGAAGUUUCCAAAACAUCCUAUAAGAAGUUUCCAAACGUCCUAUAAGAAGUUUCCAAAACGUCCUAUAAGAAGUUUCCAAAACAUCCUAUAAGAAGUUUCCAAAACAUCCUAUAAGAAGUUUCCAAACAUCCUAUAAGAAGUUUCCAAACAUCCUAUAAGAAGUUUCCAAACAUCCUAUAAGAAGUUUCCAAACAUCCUAUAAGAAGUUUCCAAAACAUCCUAUAAGAAGUUUCCAAACAUCCUAUAAGAAGUUUCCAAACAUCCUAUAAGAAGUUUCCAAAACAUCCUAUAAGAAGUUUCCAAAACAUCCUAUAAGAAGUUUCCAAAACAUCCUAUAAGAAGUUUCCAAAACAUCCUAUAAGUUUCCAAAACAUCCUAUAAGAAGUUUCCAAAACAUCCUAUAAGAAGUUUCCAAAACAUCCUAUAAGAAGUUUCCAAAACAUCCUAUAAGAAGUGUGUUAACUUGUUCUCUUAUUUGGUGCCCCAGGGCUGUGCAGAAGCCUCAGCAUGUCAUCCUUCCAUUGCCCGUCUCCAUAAAGUGAUCUAACGAUUACCUGUUUCUGCUAUUCACUAUCGAUUCCAUUUGUAAUUCUGAGGACAGGCAGUGUGUCAGUCCAUGAGACUGUAGACACAGUAGCUUGUUGACGGUUUUGAGGGCUCAACUUCUUUAUAGGAACCAGUUUCAGAUUAAAUAAAAAAAACUCAAAAGUCAUUAUCCUUUAUGUCGAUGUGAUUUGUUUUUAGAGUAAUAUAAUAAAUACUGGUAUAAUAUAACUGCUGAUAGAAAACGUGCAACUUUUAGUAAAAGCUGAAAUGUUCUGAAGAGAUUUUAGGAGAUGCGAUUUUAAGCGAUACCGAUUGAUUGUAAGAGAUUUAUUUAAAUAUUAAUAUAUGUUUAUUACUUGAUGAGAUUAAUAUAAUUUAAAUUGAUUUCAGUUCUUUAUUUUCAUUUUGCAUUUUCUCUUUUGAAUUAAUUUUUACAAAUUUUAAAAUCAUUAAAAAAAAAAAUUAAAAACGUAGCACACCUAGUGCCUGAAUACUGUGAGUCCACCUACAUAAAUAACACCUGAAUACUGUGAGUCCACCUACAUAAAUAACACCUGAAUACUGUGAGUCCACCUACAUAAAUCAGACAGAUCCUAAAAUGGCUACCGUUGUUAUGUUUAAUAAACACUUGUUUUUUUUUAGCAACACUUGACUUAAAGCCAACAGAUGAAAUGCUUUCUUGUUUUAAACGGACUCAAAAUGCCUGUUAUUUAGUCAUUACUACGAGACGAUAACCAGACGAUAGAAGUGGUCAAACCUUAAUGCAUUACAGCUGCUUUAUAAUGCAUUAUACCAGUUGGCUUUACAAGGAAGGUGUUUUGUGUUUGUAGCUUGCCGUCAAAGAGAAUGGUGGUUACUUUAAACUUGUACGAAGUUCUGUGUACAAUACUAGGAUACGUUCUGUAGCAUACCUCAUAUCGUAUUCUGGCAAGACAUUCUGUUUUCUCUUGUUGUUUUUGUUUUGUUCCAACAGCAUUUUGUUCAGAUAUGUUGUCUGAAAAAGCCUGUAUGUUGUUUUUUUUGUAGAUGGAGGUUUCACUGAGAACUAUUUAUUUUUCUUUUUCAGUGAAAAUAAAACCAUUUGUUUACUGAA
Molecule: messenger RNA, 3830 nt
Organism: Oncorhynchus tshawytscha (Chinook salmon)
Lineage: Eukaryota; Metazoa; Chordata; Actinopteri; Salmoniformes; Salmonidae
Product: acidic amino acid decarboxylase GADL1-like
Exons: 14
Coding region: 246-1820 (524 amino acids)
Biological process (GO): carboxylic acid metabolic process
Cellular component (GO): cytoplasm
Molecular function (GO): carboxy-lyase activity; pyridoxal phosphate binding
Source: RefSeq, a predicted model, not a curated record